GUUUCUUGUAUUUUACCACACCUACUAAUAAAUCUUGUCACUAACUCUUCAUUUUGAAAGAUUUAGGUUUCUAUCCACGAAUGUUUGAAGUCGUCAUUCGCAAUACACUUCGUGCUUUGAAGGUUUCUUUCGGUUUCAUUAGUUGUCAUAGUUUUAAAACCUCCGAGGGAUAUUUAAAAUGAGUUCACUUUGCAACUGUACACAAAUUCCUUCAGAGUAUAUGGACUAUGUUGAAAAACAUUCAAUAUUUGAGCUCAUGCAAAGGUUACUUAAACUUCUAAUAAUCAAUCGUCCCGGAGAUCCUAUAUCAUAUCUAAUUAGGUACCUGGAAAAAGAUGUCGGAGAUGUACUUUCCAUUUUCAUUUUCGGUCCAAAGUCUUCAGGCAAGAGAUUGCUGGGUUCCAUGUUGCAAGUGAAACUGCAAUGCACAAUGAUUCAUGGGGACGACAUAUACAGUUUAUGUCCGGAAGGGAAAAAUGCUUCAGUCCAAAAACUAAUUGCUGCUUUGAAGAAACGACUUAACGAAUCUGACUGUGAAUCAAGAGGUUAUAUUAUUGUCGACUUCCCAAGAUGUGAAAAAGAAGCUAAAGCACUUAUAAAUGAAGGAAUAUUUCCUGAUUAUGCAAUAUUUCUGGAUGCACCCUUGCUUACAUUAAUUGAAAGAGCAUCAGGAGAAAGGAUGGAUCCCGAUAAUGGAGAUUUAUAUAAUCUAUUACAUAACCCCCCAGCUGAUUUAGCAGUUGAAAGGCGCUUGGUAAAACUUACAGAAAAUGAUGAAGAACUAAUUAAAAAACUUUACAGCGAAUACAACAGACAAAUGGUUCUACUGAAGAGAAUUUAUUCUAGUGUUGCUUAUGAAUUUAAUGCAGAUCAACCAAUCAAUGACUUAUAUCAUUCCGUUUUGGCAAAAGUAAACCAAUCUCGUCGCAGCGUUGCUCUGCAAACUCCUAAGGUCGUUUUAUUAGGCUAUCCUGGAGCUGGAAAACAUACACAAGCACAUUUGCUAGCUAAAAAGUAUGGACUAAUUCCAGUGGACUGUGGGCAGCUUAUACUUCGUGAAGUAGCUAAUCGUUCUUCAGUUGGGAACAUAAUGAAAACUUAUGUUCAAAAAAAUAUUCCAGUUCCAGAUGCCAUAGUCUCAGAAGUUGUGAGAAACAGACUGAAUAAAAUUGAUUGCAUCACAUAUGGUUGGAUACUUGUCGGAUAUCCUCGUACACGUCAACAAGCAGAGCUACUGUCAUCGCAUAAAGUAUACCCGACCCGAGUUAUUCUAAUGGAUAUACAUCAAUCUUGUGCAUCUGAACGACUUUCUGGACGUAGAAUUGAUCCAAUCACAGGUAUAUGUUUUCAUACAGCAUUCGAAUCUAUGGAAGAUGUAUGCAUUAGUCAGCGUGCUUUGCAGCGUCUAAAUGAUGAAGAAGAUGCUAUAAGCCCAAAGCUAUCAAGAUUUACAGCUAACAGAGAUGACAUUAUCGUAUACUAUGAUUCAUGUGUGGUUAAAGUGCAUGCAGACAGAGAUAUUCACACUGUUUUUGAAGAAAUUGAGACUGCUAUUGUAAAUCCAUUACCACGUUUUAAUUUUGUUAAAUAAUUUAAUAUUAUAUAUGUAUUUGUGCAGAGAGAAGUUAAAUACAUGAUUUCUUAUAAAAAAUUCUGUUUUUUCUAUAUGAUGUACUCAGAAAAUAGUUUGGAAAAAGUUUAAUUUUUCUAAAAACAAUUUAUAUGUCUAUAUUAAAAUCAACAUUACAGGAUCAAAUAGAAAUUUACAUUAGGAAACCUGACCCAAAUCUACUGAAAUAUACACGAAAACAUCAUUUGUAUGAGAUUUUUGAGGCACUUUUAAGUGGUUUAAGCGUCAUGUUACCAGAAAAUCCUCGUAAAUGGAUUGCAGAAAAACUUCAACUUCUUUACGAUAUUGGUUUUAUGAGUUUAAACUGGGAUACAUUUAUUGAUCCGGAUAUGAAACCUUCUCAUCCAUAUGUCGAUCAUGAAUUAAUGCAUUCCCUAUUUGGUACAUCAAAACUAGAAUUUCUGUUACCAGAAGAAUUACAAUAUCAACCUACACCUGAAAUGUUAGCAAAAGCCUAUGCUGCUCAUAAACAAUCAAUAUUAAAAAAGUGUUUCAGCGCCUGGAAAUUACAUUUUAUAAUUAAAAAAGCACGAGUGAAUCAUAUGUACAAAAUAAACUUUAUUGCAAAAAUAAGUAUGAAAUUUAGAUUGCAAAAGAUUAUAUUUCGAGGAUGGCAAGAAUAUACACAGUUUGUGAAAAGUAAACAAAAAAUGGCACAAUCAUUAAUAACACAAAUUAAAGACUUCACAGUGACAAUGUUAUAUUUUAAAGCCUGGCGGAGGAAUGUUGCAGAAGCUCGGAAAACAAGGGAUUAUUUUUCAAAAAUGCAAGAAAAGUCAGAUGAUUCAGAGUCUGAAAAUCAACUACUUACUUUAGGUGGUAAAAUAAGCGAUGUUGAAAAUUAUCGUGACCGAUUUUCUGAAUUACCUGACACCAUACAAUAUAAAAUAUUUGGCUACUUAACACCCAUAGAUUUAGCUCGAGCUGCUUGUGUAUCUCAUUAUUGGUGGUCUGUAGUUAGUGAAAUGGAUAAGAAAAAUACUUUGGAUUUAUCGUGCUUUGGUAAAAGGUUAACAGAAGAACUUUUAUUUAGGCUUACAAGAAGACGUCGAAUGUAUCUGCGUCAUAUCAACUUACGUAAUAGUAGUCUGUGUACUUUAAAUUCGUUUCGUUGUUUAACUAGUUGCGCUAACUUACAGGACAUCAAUUUAUCCAAAUGCACUGGUAUCACAGAUGAUGCAGUUCGUAUAAUAACUGUUGAAUGUAGUUUACUUCUUUACUUGAAUUUAUCAUAUACUCAAAUUACUGAUGAUUCAGUUCGUCACAUAGCGAUCAAUACAAAAAUGUUACAAUAUUUGAGUUUGGCCUAUUGUACACGAUUAAAACAAAUUUGCUCAACUUAUUUCAAUCAAUUAGAAAGUUUCAAGUCAUUAAUUUAUUUGGAUUUAUCUGGAUGUAUUUACAUUGAGUCGGCUGGUUUACAAACAAUUAUUAAAAGUGUGACACAAGUGGAACAUUGGAUACUGAACGAUCUUCCAUGGAUUUCAGAUACUGAUCUUAAUGUUCUUGGAUCCAACUGUUCAGUAAUACACACGUUAGAAAUAGUCAAUAAUCAAAACGUAAUUAUAUCCGGUUUAAAUUAUCUUUCAAAAACUUGUCUUUUCCAUGAAAAAUCAACUCCAGUCGAUGGUGCUGUACAAAUAAACAAUAAGCAAAAUAGACCAAUCACAUCUAUUGGUUUAAUUCAUAAACAUGCUGAUUCAACUCUAAAUAAUUCAAAUUCAACUAUUAGUUGUUUAAUUACGGAUUGUGGUCUACAAUCAGUAUGUGGGAAAAAUUUAAAUAGACUCCUUGUUUCAAAUAUGAGUUCAAUAGAUGGAUCUGGAUUGAAUAAUAUUGUACCAAAUGAUAAUGUAUCAAGAAGACAUUCUAAAAGUAAAGCUCAUCGUUUAUCGAAACUGAAUUCUGGAUUCCUUGAAAAUGGUAGUUUAAAUUUACUAGAAAUUUCAUUCGUUGAUUGUCCAAAGAUGAAUGAUAUCCUGCUUCAACAUUUAAUACCUUUGCCGCAUUUAACUGUUUUAAAGUUAAGUGGAUGUGAAAGUCUUACAGAUCAAGGUAUAAAAUUAUUAACUGAUGGGGCAUACGCGGAUAAUUUAAAAGAACUGUACUUAGCAAGAUGUGACAAAUUAACUGAUAAGGCGAUUCAUAUAAUGAGUGCACGACUACUUAAUUUAGCUUACUUGAGUUUGGCAUCAUGCCCCUUGAUUUCUGAUGGAGCCUUCGAACUCCUAGGUCAGCUACAAAAGUUAUGGCAGAUAAAUUUAAAUUCUACUAAACUUGGUGAUCGAGGUUUGUCGGCUCUUGGAUCACUGCCUAAAUUACAUGAACUGAAAGUGUCUAAAUGUACCGCCAUCACUGAUUUAGGAUUGCAAAAGUUUGCACAUCUUGGUAUAAACUUGGAAUUUAUUGAUUUAUCAUUUUGUCACAAUUUGACAAACAAUGGAAUUAAAACACUAGCAUUUUGUUGUCAUUUCCUUACCAGUAUUAAUUUAGCUGGGUGUAAGCUGCUGACAGAUAUGGCUGUACAAUAUAUUUCCGGAGUAUGUCAUUAUCUAAAGUUUCUUGAUUUGUCAGGUUGUGAAUUGAUCACGGAAACAUCUUUAAGUUUUUUACUGAAAGGUUGUAAAAAACUUGAACAUCUUCGACUAUUAUACUGCAAGUCAAUUAAAAAAUAUAAAUUAAUUCGAUUAACAACUGGAAAAAUUGAAAGAAUUGAACAUUCAAUGGAUGAGCCUCCAGCUGAAUUUAUUGGUUAUUUAAUAAAAGAAAACGCAUAGCAACAAUGAUUGUAUUCAAAGAAUAUUUAUUCAUUUAUUUAUUUUACGAAUACUUUUAUGAUAAACUGAUUUUUAAUGAGAUCAAUAUUUAUGCAAAUCUAUUUAUUUAUGUUUUAUCUAAAUUCUGAAUUUUGUAGAUUCCAUAUGUAAUUUCAAAAUGAAAUUUUAAGAAAAAACAUUUUCAGAUAUUUUGUUUUCCAAAUUUAUCAUUGAAUGUUUUCAACUUGAGAAUUUACUACAAAUAUACUAUUUCAACCAUUUGAUUCGAGUACUGACAGUGAAUGUGACAUGAAAUCGAUAAAGUUUAUUAAUGUGAACAAAGUAAAGAAUCCAACAGUUAGGAAGGAAGUGAUAGUCAUAUUAGAACAAUAACGGAAAGAUGGCAAUUUUCGAUGAAGCAUACAAGAUCCUCUUCUAAACUUUCAUUUGUCACAUUUCUGCAUUAGGUUGUCCAAGUUUUAAAGUUAUUAUUGCUGUCUAAUAUUCUGUAGUUAUAUCAUGUUGAACACUUCUCUAUCAAACUUGUUAUCUUCAAAAAUAUAUCACUUAAUAUGGCUGCAUCAUUCCCUUUACCUUUGAUAUAUUUUAUAACGAACUACGAUAUAUGGAUUUUCUUAACUUAAGAAAUAAAGCAGAUUUUUAGUUUCCCCUUUUUAAUAUCUACCCUUCAAUUUUAUUUGUUUUGGAAAACCGUUAAUUUGAAAUAUCAAAUUCGGUUAUUCAUUCUAAACAAAGGUACACUGGUACACAGAUGUGAAAAUAGAAAAUCAUGCAACAUCCAAAUGACUCAGCAGAUUUUAUUGUUCCGGAAAACUAGAAAUUAAUGCAGAACACAGAUUCGGAGAUAGAAAAUUACCAAUAUAUAAUUGCUUUGGUUUGCGGAAUGUUUUGAUAAUGUUUACCUG
This is a messenger RNA of Schistosoma haematobium, 5312 nucleotides long. Its product is annotated as Adenylate kinase 8, variant 4. The transcript has 27 exons. The coding region runs from base 1723 to 4407 and encodes 894 amino acids. The record is from RefSeq and is a predicted model, not a curated record. Gene Ontology annotation, biological process: SCF-dependent proteasomal ubiquitin-dependent protein catabolic process; nucleoside triphosphate biosynthetic process. Gene Ontology annotation, molecular function: nucleoside diphosphate kinase activity; ATP binding; AMP kinase activity. Gene Ontology annotation, cellular component: cytoplasm; SCF ubiquitin ligase complex. NCBI's taxonomy places the organism in Eukaryota, Metazoa, Platyhelminthes, Trematoda, Strigeidida, Schistosomatidae.